CCUAAGCCCUAAAGCCCUAACCCCUCGGCCUUUCCAGCGCUCGUCCUCACGUCUUCUGCUCGCAAUGCUGUACUCGCUCCCAGCGCUCCUCCUCGCGUUUGCGUCGCAACCCGAGCCGUGCCCCGAGCCGAUCGUCUGCCCAACGUGCCCUGUGCUCCCCGAGGAAGCGACGUGCCAGGCUGGCGACGGGCGCCGCCGCCUCGCCCUCGCGUCUACCAACGAGUACCUGACGGCGCCGAGGGACCACGUCUUCACGCCCGAGCACAUGUCGAACCCAAGCGCAUACGAGCCGGCGCGCCAGACGUGCGCGAUGGUCAAGACGGGCUACGACAUGCACUGCUGCAACGCCUCGGCCGAGGAGCCCUUCAAUCCCGUCUCGACCAUCACCGACUUCAACUGCUUCGUGGAGGCGGGCGCCCACAUCGUCCACGCCGAGGGCUUCUCUGGCGCCAAGAUCGACUCGCUCCUCACCGCCUCGGAGUGCACGCACCACGAUCCCCUCUUCAACUGGCAGCUCAGCCCGCGCCACCCGGAGGGAGACUUCUGCUACGUCGGCUCGUUUGACGGCCUCAACGCGAUGCCCAUCCUCGGCAACGGCAUGAUGCAGACGAUGGCCACCGGCAAAUCGUACAUGCGCACCUUCAUCAACACCGAGAUCCGCGGGCAAGUCGGCGCCCAGUCUGCGCAGUGGGCCAUCUCCACCUCCGAGGACAAGGGCGGCUUCGGCGAGCUCCCGCCCGCCCCCGAGGACAUCCUCAUCAUGCACGGGGCGAUGGAGCAGUUCGCCGACCUCGACCGCGAGACGCUCGAGGUCGUCAACGGCGGGCAGACCGUCAAGAAGGUCUUCACCGCCCGCGGCUUCCCCUACAACACGGUCAUCCCGCCGACCGCCACCUCCGAGGCCGCGUACACGAUCGUCAAGAAGCACUCCGACCUGCACAUCAACGUGAAGAACUCGCUCAAGAACCCCGACGGCACGUACACCGUCGUCACCGAGCCGAACGAGCCGUUCUGCCCCGCGUCGCCGCUCGACCCGGUCCCCGAGGGCACCGAUCUGCGCUUCUGCGGCCUGUACGGCCACUGCGGCUCCAAGAUCUCCUACAAGCACGAGUACUCGUACACCGUGGACGGCGUGCCAGCCUACGGCGCGGCGGAGGGCGUCGGCUCGGAGGACGAAUUUGUGCUCGUCGCGCAGGAAGGCGGCGCGUCCUUCAACCCGCCCGCCGGCUCGUCCCCCUCCGCUCCCACCGGCACCGUGCAGAUCCUCGACGUGCGCCGUGGCCACUGGUACCAGCUGCCGCACCUCAGCGUCGGCACCAUCGAGAUGGCCUUCACCAUCUCCACCGGCCACCCCGACUACAUCGCCAUCGGCAUCGAGGACUACGGUGACUCCUCGUGCGGCUCCGGCUGGACGGUCUGGCUCGGCAAGAAGGACAAGACGUCGCCCCACUUCCUGGACCGCAACGGGCUCGGCAUCAACCAGGGCCGCCUCUACCGCUUCGUCGCCGCCAACGGCGAGACCGACAUGGCAACCUUCGUCAACUGGCCCGCGUCGGGCGCCUUCGAGUACCCGCAGGUCGACCUCCCUGGCACGCUCGAGCCGAUCGACGCCAUGUUCGACGGCCGGUACGGCGAGUUCGAGGACGGAUACGAGUGGACGCGCCCGUCCACAAACUGCGCCAUGACCGUCUCGGGCAAGACGCCGCUGCGCAUGACGGGCGUGUCAAAGCAGGAGUGGGGCGGCACCAACCCGGACAAGCCCAACCAGUGGGCCAUCGCCGAGACGGGCCUCGGAAAGACCAAGACCACGGACGGCGAGCCGAAGUGGGACAAGUCGACCCUGCCGCUCGGCAGCGACCGCGCGUCGACGCUCAUCUUCCUCGAGGCGGAGUUCAAGGCGGCGCUCGACGCGCUCGACAGCGUCGUCGUGCGCGAGGGCGGCGUCGCCUCGCGCAACGGCUCGCCGCUCCCCGAGUCGAUCUCCGCAAAAGUUUACCACAUCAUGGCGGACCAGGUGGUGAUGGGUCCGCAGCGCGAGGCGGGCCUCUCGUACGUCGACUCCCUCUACUGGGGCAAGGGCGACAACGUCUUCUUCGCCGAGGACUCGAACGCGCCUGGCGGCUACAACAUCGCCGGCAUCUACAACCUCGAAACGCGCAAGACGGUCACCAUCGCCGGAGCCAUCGGCGACGACAACGUCAAGUUCAACAACGUGGCCAACGUGCCGGCCGGCUCGAUCCACCGGCGCUCCGACCAAGAGCUGACCGGCUGGUUCGACGCGUCGGCCUCGCUCACCUGCGACGUGGACGCCUCCACCGGCACGUGCUCGCCCCAAGAGAUGUACGACACGCAGACCUCCAAGCACAUGAUCCUCAACAACCAGAUGAAGGGCUACGGCGAGGGCUGCAUGGACUACGGGUUCUACUACACGGCGCAAAUGAUGUACAUCGCCAUCCCCGAGUUCGACUGGGCGACGACCACCCUCGCCGCGCCGACGCCGGAAGGCUCGCGCCGCCGCAAGCUCGAGCUCGCCGAGAAGAAGAAGUUUGAGAAGCAGCCGCGCCGCCGCAAGCUCUUUGAGGAGUGCACCGAAGACCUGGAGGGCGCGUGGACCGACGACGACGAGUUCCAGGAGUGCCAGCUUCACUAGGCUGCGCUGCCCGACCGCCCCCGCGCUUCCUGCCGCGUCCAAGAGUCGCAAGCACACGCGCCCCUGUCGCUCGCGCUUCUCUGGAGAGCGCGCGCAGAGGCUCGCCUCGAUGACGCGGCGUGGAGAUAGUGCCCCCCCCCCCCCUAGCUUGGGGCGAGUGCCCCUACUUAGGAGUGCCCGUGCCGUUCCCGAUUUGGAGCAUGCGGUUCGCCGCUUCCGCUCUCUGCUGGGAUAGUGUUCGUCGAGCCGCUUUUGCCCCCCCUCCCCCGGCCUGGAGCAUGCUCUUGAUGUCCGCCUCUGCUCUCCGCCUGCGCGGCGCCCUUCCUGUAGAGUACACGUGUCACACGUUUGACAAACGAUUAUUGAGCCGCGUGCGACAGCGUCAGGCCAGCGCUUCGGUUCGCGGUUCGCAGUGUGCAGAGAGGCUUACACGUGGGACACACUUAUACUCGUACGGUGAUUUCGCGCGGCUGGCUGCUUGCCCCUCGCGUCCCUCAGGGGGGGGCGAGGACCGAGCGCACCGCGUCGGCGUCGAGCGCGACUCCGGCGUCUGCCGCCCGGCGCAACGGCUCGUCGACGCUGUUGGCGCCAAUCAAAUGCCAGGCUGUCGUCUGUGCGCGCUGCCCGAUGCGCUCAACACGCGCCCUGGCCUGCGACUCGAGCAGCACCGAGGAGAGCACGUCCACGAAGACGACGUGCUGCGCGCAGGUGAGCGUGAGGCCCGCGGCAGCGGGGCCCGCCUCGAGCACGAUGGCGGAGCACGAUGGCUCGGUCUGGAAGACGUCGACCGCCCGCCCCGCCGACAGCCUCUCGCGCCACUCCUUGGGCCACCACUUGCCGCCGCCGCCCUCCUUGAGAGAGACGGUGCCGACGCCGCGCUGCCGCAGCAGCGCCCCGAUCAGUGGGACUGCCUCGGCGAACCGCGUAAAGACCACCGCCUUCUCGCCCGCGGCAACCACGUGCUCCUUAAGCAGCUUUGCCAGAGCCAGCAGCUUGCUGCUCCCGCCGAGCACCUCCCAGCCACGGCGCUCGCCGCCACUGACACAAGCGUUCGCGCUGGCGUCGGCCAGCGCCUUGAUGCGUGCGUAGCGUGCGCGGUGCCGCUCCACGCGCCGCAGCAGCUCGGCCCGCGUCUUCUCCUCGCUCAGCUCGCGCCCAAGACGGCUGGCCUGUAGCAGGGGGGGCG
Emiliania huxleyi CCMP1516 is the source of this 3836-nucleotide messenger RNA. RefSeq names its product alkaline phosphatase (gene AP1). The transcript has 11 exons. Bases 65 to 2650 code for a protein of 861 amino acids. The record is from RefSeq and is a predicted model, not a curated record. Lineage: Eukaryota; Haptophyta; Isochrysidales; Noelaerhabdaceae.